Molecule: messenger RNA, 3841 nt
Organism: Coregonus sp. 'balchen'
Lineage: Eukaryota; Metazoa; Chordata; Actinopteri; Salmoniformes; Salmonidae
Source: the annotation of a GenBank genome assembly
GCCUUACCAGUUAGACUCCAGCAUUGCCCCAGAGGAGACCCUCCGAUCCCUGUUCUGUACGAUCCAACAUUCCUGAACACAACUCACACCUCUCUGCUGGUUGUCAAAAACCCUGAACCGACGCGAGCCUCCCGUUUCACUGUCACCGUGCUCAACGGCUCAGACGGCAAAAGAGUCCAAUUGGUCCUCAAGAGCACAGACACCAUCGGCAAACUUCAGAAGAGUUUCCUACUGAAGCGGCCUGACCUGACGGGAAGCCUGAACCUCGCCUACAACGGCAAGCCCGUCCAGGGGCACCAGAGCCUGGGAGAGCUGGGGGUGAAGGAUGGGGCUACCUUCAUCACCUUUCAGAGGUGUCCUGGAGGGUAGAUGUGGAGUUGACGUUGAGCAGUAGAUGUGGAGGAGGGCUGUUUCCGUUGAUCUAUCCCUUGGUACGCAAUAAUAUACAAACAACAAUUGCACUAGCCAUAUCACGUUUUCUUUUUGCACAACGUAGUAGAUUCUUUAUUGAUUAGAAUACCAAUCAAAGUGAUGCUGUAGCCUACUGAGGGAGAAUGCAUAAUUGAUGUCAAACCAUCUCAGUCCUUUCUUUAUGUUAAAGUAACUGUCCAGUGUUUCCAUACUUACAAUAUAAGUGAAAGAGUUUUCCUUCCAAAAUGGUUUAAUUAAGUAUGUUAAAAAGCAGCUUUUCUGUGUUGGAAUAGUGUGGGCGUACACCAACAACAGAAUGGUGUUGGCGUAUGCCGGUCAUUAAAAAUAUUCAUGCUGGUAGACCGCUGAUUGGCCAGCUCAUCCUCCUCAGGGAGAUUACAUAAUUUCUUAUUAGGAAAUAGCAAGAGUUUUUUAAACGGCCUGUUUGAGAUACAAGUUUGAGGUGGGGUUUUUAAAGUGUUUUUUCAUCAGUUUAUGCUUUGGCCACAAAUACAAGUACAAGACAAAUCAACAAUAUUAUUUAGAUAUGAGUUAAGAGAAUAUGAACUUUUAAAAGUGAGAUUUUCACUGGGCAGUUACUUUAACUCCACCAGGCAAUGCCAGAAGAGGACUGGCCACCCCUCAGAGCCUGGUUCCGCUCUAGGUUCCUUCCUAGGUUUCUGCCUUCCUAGGGAGUUUUUCCUAGCCACUUUGUUUCUACAUCUGAAUUGCUUGCUGUUUGGGGUUUUAUGCUGGGUUUCUGUAGAAGCACUUUGUGGCAUCUCCUGGAAUAAUAAUAGUUUCAUAAAUAAAUUUGAUUGACUGAUUUAACUGUCUUUUUUAGCUCUUGCCUGGUACUAGCUAACAAAGUGAACUAUAAUCCGGUCACCAAUCAGUGUGAGGUAGUUCACCAUGUUAAAUGUACCGUUUGUGAGGUUUUAUUGAUAAUUUUGAUAUACCAUUGUUGUUUAUUAAGAGUAGGCUACUACUGUAUCUGAAAUAGCUUAGUACUGAUUUCUAACUUUAUGGUAAAAAAAAAAUAUUUUUGCACUGGGAUUAUGUUUUCAAUGACAACCAAAAAGACUAGCCAAUCAGGAGGAUGAUAAACUAAAUAAAUCAUGUUUAAACAUAUUUGUAUUUCUUUUAUCUGCAUAAAUGGACAUUGUAUUCACACUUAAAUAAACACCUACAUUUUUUCAAGUGUAUGCCAUCUGUGUCUGGUGACAUUUUCAGGAUAAAACAUUGGCCAAUAACUGGUUAAGAAAAAUAAAUUAACCACACUUGUUGCCACAUCGACCUGAGCUAGCAUAUGUGCUGCACAAAUCGAAUGAUCUAUUGAUGCUCACUCAUUUGGUUGUCACCUGUUCAGUAGAAGGACAGUCUUCAUGGAAAUCACCUGACGAAGAGGACGGGGCUGGCUAUACUCCAGGAAGUGGCUUGGCCAAAAGUACCAACAAUAAAGUGUGGUAGGGGAUUCCCUUUGGCUUAGAUUUCCCCCUGCAGAUUACAGGUAUAAAAUAAAUCCUUAUCUUCAAAGGAACAGAACAAGAAACAUAUAUGUUUGAGAAGAGUUGUUAUCACAUACUGACCACCAGUAAUAAUGACAAAUGCACUCCAAUGGCCAAAGGUAUAGGUGCUGAGGUUUAACAUUUGAGAUGAAAUUGUUUGCAGUUUGCUCCAUGCAGCACAGGAGAAGCCUACUUCUGCAAUGCCUUUCAUAGAUUUUGAAACUGUAGUGGUUGCUACGUUUAUGUGGAUUUUUUCGCUGUUACCAUUAUUUGACAAAUAAUGCAGCACAGAGACAUUUAAGCCUACUUAGUAAUAAUGCAGCACAGAGACAUUUAAGCCUACUUAGUAUUGAGUCGAGGUUAGGACUAGUGUUACCCCAGACACUUGUCGAUAACAGUUUUGAUCGAAUAGGAAUAAACUUAACAAUUACAUUAGUUCAACCUAAACUUGUGUUAUCAAAGAAAUGACGGCUGGAAAUGCAGUGGUUUUUGUUACUAAAAGUAAUGUGACCUCUUCAUCUCUUUCACUUUCUCAGGCAAACACACGCACGCACACACAGUCAAGGUCCUUUCACAAAUUUGUUUCACAUUAUCAUACUGAUGCAUUAAACUGUUGCAUACCACUCCCAAUAAUCCUUCUCAACUGUUCUGCAUUGUUAUGGAGGUUUGUGUUGAAUAUAAUUUCUUUACUCACAACAACUUGGCAGUAAUGUUUAUCUUGUUGCUCUGUUCCUCGUUCAGGUUGUUGCCAGACCGUUAUUAAUUGAUGGUUGUUGCCUAUCUGAUGGGACUGGUACCAGGACUCCGGACAGUCAAUGUAAACCACUUGACAAAUAGGAUCAUGCUGGCUACACUCCAGAUAGGGGAAUUGUGGCCAAACAGGCAAAAACAUUGAAAAUUGGGAUCCAGAGUCCUCCCCCUUGCUUCAGCAACUUUUGGACAUCCUCCAGAGAUUCACAGUAUAAGUAACAGCCACACACACUCAAAGGUUUAGGAGUCUUCUUCACAAACCCUCUGCAAAAUGGCAACGGCACAGCUGCAAUCGCUAACGGUAAGGCUUUUAUUUUAUUAUUUUAUACACUAUUAUCUGUAGUUUUCUCCAUGCACCAGUACUUCCACAAUGUAAUGUCACAGAUUUGGAAGCUGUCAUGGUUGGUAACUUGGUAUUGUUAAAAUUGUUGAUAUCUAUUGGUCAUCAAAAAACAAAAUGUUGUGCCUAAAUACAUUUGCAAAAGUAAAAUGUGUGGAGGGAGUAUUCAUGGUAUCCACUCCACUGAUAAAUGACUGACUUCAACAGGCAAUUUAACAAAAGUGCAUUGCAAGAAAGAAACAAAUCUUCGGCACAUUCCAUUUUGUAUCUCUUGCAUUUUUUUAAACAUAGCAAAAGGUAUGUUUAUUGAUGCAGUGUUUCCCAAAAGGGACGACGAGGAUUAACUGACUUGAGAAAGCCUAUUUUUUCAGCAUCUCACUCUCCUAUUUCACACUCUCUCAUUCUCUCUCUCUCCCUACCUUCCUCAUCCCCCUUCCUCUCUCUCUUUAUUUCUCUCCAUCCCAGGCCUUCCUUUUUAGACUCCAUGAUAGACCCAGUGAAGAUCCUCCGAUCCCGGUUCCGUACAAUCCAAUAUUCUUGAACACAUCUCACACCUCUCUGCUGGUUGUCAAAGACCCUUAACCGACCCUAGCCUCCGAUGUAACUGUCACCGUGGUCAACGGCUCAGACAGCAAAAGCGUACAAUUGGUCCUCGAGCACAGACACCAUCGGCAAACUUCAGAGGAGUUUCCUACUGAAGCGACCUGACCUGACGGGAAGCCUGAACCUCGCCUACAACGGCAAGCCCGUCCAGGGGCACCAGAGCCUGGGAGAGCUGGGGGUGAAGAAUGGGGCUACCUUCAUCACCUUUCAGAGUUGUCCUGGAGGGUAG